AAGCAAAGAAAAAAAGGGGACGUUUUUUUCAAGAAUAGCUUGUUUUUUUCGUUGCCAAUUCCGAAGGGUGUUGCUGAACAUUGGUUACUCUUAAUUAAGCCAAGGACGAAAAGGCGAAGGGGGAAUAGGUAGUCCUGAAGCUCAAGGAAAUGGACCCAAGGCUUUCAAAUGCCAUUCUGAAGAACGAUAAAGUUGCCUUCGAAACAUUAGUUAAAGAGGACAAAGGGAUGCUCCAACAACGAUCCGCAAGUUGCUCCAACACGGUAUUACACCGGGCUUCAAGAAUAGGCCACGCAAAAGUAGCCAGAGCAAUUGUAGAGCUGUGCCCUGAUUUGGUUUCAGCUGAGAAUGCCCUGGGGGAUACUCCUUUGCAUGAAGCUUGUCGCGGAGGAAAUGCCGAUAUCGUGAUGUUGCUGUUGGAGACCAAACCAGAGGUAGUCACAGGACUUAACUCUAUGAAGGAGAGCGCAUUUUCCAUAGCUUGUAGCAGGGGGCAUCUUGAUGUAGUUAAGCUAAUGCUCAAUCAAAGCUGGUUAAUGGAUAUCGAAGAAGAUAGAUUCCCUUCAAAUGCUUUGCACGAAUCAGUAUCAAGAAAAAACACAAGCAUUGUGAAGGAGAUAUUGGAAGCGAGGCCAAAAUUUGCAUGGAAACGCGACAAGGAUGGGUGUUUACCUCUACACUGCGCUUGUCAAAACAGCAAUUUGGAGAUUACAAGAAUUAUUUUAGAGUACGAACCAAGAAGCUGUUUGCUGCUUAAUGAUAAAGGAUAUGCGCCAUUGCAUUUGGCAGCGAUGAAUGGUGAAGCUGCCAUAAUUCUUGAAUUUAUAUCAAGAGUUCCCAAAUCUUUCAAUUUAUUUACAAAACAGGGUGACUCUGUAUUUCACCUUGCUGUCAAAUCCGGCGACUUCGGCGCUUUCGUUAGCAUGGAGAAUAUUUUCAAGAACUCUUUCCACCUCCGCUUGCCAGACCAACACGGCAAUACAGUUUUGCAUCUUGCUGUCUCUACAGGCUGCUACGACAUUGCAGAAUACUUGAUCAACGAACACAUAUUGGAGCUCAAUGCCCCAAAUUACUCAGGACUCACAGCACUGGACUUGCUUGAACAGGGAGCGGACAGUGAUGGAAAAAAAAGAGUUCUUACAGCCUUGUUAAUUGAAGCCGGAGGUAAAAGGAGCAAUCAACUGUUAACAGGUAUCUCUUCUGCACCAAUUGGAGAAGGAAAUGACAACACCAAACACCACAUAGAUGUUAAAUUGCCAUGUGUUGCUCAAGGAAAUAAGAUGAGGAAAUCUAACACUCUGCAAAUACCAUCGCUACAAAAAUUAGAUAGAGAGACUAGUUCUCACCUGCAAACGAUGCAGGUUGAGGCGCUACAAAAUGCAAGGAACACCAUUAUAGUAGUAGCAGUUUUGAUUGCAACAGUAAGUUUAUCUGCUGGAAUAAGUCCUCCAGGUGGCGUCUACCAGGAUGGACCUUUGAAAGGGAAAUCAAUGGUAGCCAAAACAACAGCUUUCAAGGUUUUUGAAAUAAGUAACACUAUUGCAUUGUGCACAUCUCUUUCAGUGGUCUUUAUACUGGUCAGGAUCAUUCCCUUUCGAAGAAAGCCACUGAUGAGAAUGCUGAAGAUGGCUGAUAGAGUGAUGUGGGUAGCAGUAUCAUUUAUGGUAACAAGUUAUCUAGCAGCAACAUGGGUGAUUAUGCCGCAUAGUCAAGGCACAGAAUGGAUUAUGUCUAUGUUGAUACUUGCCCUCAGUGGUGGCACCGUUGGAAUAACCUUUAUUGUUAUAGGUGCGAUUCUGGCUAAUCAAUGGCAGAGGAAAAAUAAGUGGAGGAAGUCAGAGAGUAUAAAUAAGGAACUAGGAAGCGUAACUUCAGCCAUUGAACCCAAUUACAGAUCCGGAUUCUACUCGUACUGAUUGUUACUGAAAAAUCAGGCAUGCUUUUGCUGGUAAGACCUGGUGUAACUAUAGCUUACUUACAUGAGAUAAAUUGAUGAAUUUAAUGUUCACAAUUUAAAUUUAAUAUUAAAAUUCUAUCUCAUGUAUUUA
Messenger RNA from Hevea brasiliensis (rubber tree), 2048 nucleotides. Its product is annotated as ankyrin repeat-containing protein At5g02620. The transcript is spliced from 3 exons. The record is from RefSeq and is a predicted model, not a curated record. The coding region runs from base 150 to 1916 and encodes 588 amino acids. NCBI's taxonomy places the organism in Eukaryota, Viridiplantae, Streptophyta, Magnoliopsida, Malpighiales, Euphorbiaceae. Gene Ontology annotation, cellular component: plasma membrane. Gene Ontology annotation, molecular function: protein phosphatase regulator activity; protein phosphatase 1 binding.